This is a messenger RNA of Cynoglossus semilaevis (tongue sole), 1976 nucleotides long. RefSeq lists its product as uncharacterized. The transcript is spliced from 7 exons. The coding region runs from base 673 to 1443 and encodes 256 amino acids. The record is from RefSeq and is a predicted model, not a curated record. Lineage: Eukaryota; Metazoa; Chordata; Actinopteri; Pleuronectiformes; Cynoglossidae.
AUCAUUUUGUGGACGCUGGAGGACCACGGCGACGGAGUGACAGCCCACCGACUCCUCCAGCUCCUCCGCCAAGGAGGUGAGGUGACAGGGCUGCAGUGGGGAGGAGAGACGAACCACCAGGAGUCUGGGAGGAGCAGACAGACAGAGACGGGAGCAGAUGAGAAGAUCAGAGUCAGAGCACACAGUUAAUUCACUUAAGACAGAAUGGAGAAUUUAAUUUCCCUCCAAGAAAUCUCAUUAUUCCAGCAGGAAAGCUGUUUGAGAUUAAAGCUAACAGUGUGAUGGGCUGAGCUCUGUAGUUCAGUACAUCCUUACUGAAGAAUGGUUUUACUAUUUAAAGCCAAUACAUCUAUGAUCUUUGAAACAAAAAUCCGUUUUCAAUUCUUACAUAUAGCAUCGUUAUAUAAGGUGACUGAAGGCUGGAAUCCCAAGCAUGUAGCUCUGUCUUGAUCCACACUGCCUUUGUUAAACCCCUUACGUAAAGAAAAGCCUUUUAUUUGUCGGUUUCUGCAGUUUUCCUUUCCUGUAUUUCUCUUCCAGUCCUGGUGUCAGUACUGAAACCAACAAUUCAUUUUUCUACCAACUUCUGAAACAGGAUAAAGAGCAGACGCGACAAGAGCUGAAGCUGUUAGCUGGAUUCCAUCUCAGCCAACAUCUCAGACUGUCUCCUUCAUGUUCAAGUUCCCACCAGCACUCAUUGUCCAAAAGGACAACGUUUGGUUUCUCGUCUAUGUGGUUGGAGGAUUAUUGAUGACUGUCACCGCUGGGGGUCACUGUGUGGAGGUGGCUGUGAGGACGAGCCAAAACCGGGACAAGAUGUUGCAACUUCCCAACUUUCUUUUCCAACUAAUGGGCCUGGGACAGCGGACAUUUGUGGCCAGCAUACCACGACCCCAGAACAAAAGGCUCUACUUCACUGAGAGCUUUAAAAGCCUACACAGAGACACACAACCUGGGUUCCCUGGUUUGAUUAGAUUAAUAUAUCGUCCUGCUUCACCUGAGACACAUCUGAACCUGCAGUCAACUGGAGCAAACUCUGUUUCAGCUAAAAGAUGCAGGAUAUAUUACAUCCUGAUUGGUGGUUCAGGAGGUCGACCAGUUCUUACUCUGUGCCUGGGAACCAAGAGCAGGAAACUGAGGACAUACAGGCCGUUGAAUCAGCUGCAGUGGUUGGUGGACUUCAACAGGAAGUCUCAGGAUCAAGGAGACAAAAUUGUCCUCCUGGUGGAUGGACAAACCGCUCAAAACAGCUCAGAACCCGAGACCAAUGAGGAUUGGAUGGAGUGUCAGACCACAGGAUUAACUCUGGGGUUUUCUGCACUGCUGGUUCUUCUGCUGUGGAUGAUCCUGCCACACAUUGCACUUUGUGCAGUUAUCUUGUUAGUUUGGAAGAUGCAUCAACAAAUCCAUAGAGAGGAGCUGUUGAAAAUGUCCUCAAAGUAAAAAUGGAUGUGUUUGGACACACAUCCAUUUGUGUAUUAUGGUACGACUACAGCUGGAUAAAUGGACUGAAGACGAGACUAAUGAUUCAAAGAUGAGAUUAGAAACAGUAAAAAUGGGGAUAUACUGUAUCAAUUCAUAAUGUCUACACUUAAAUAGGACAAGAUACAACUGAAAAAAAAAUGCAACGUCAUAUAUGAAAUACCUAGCUGCUCUUGUACUAAAGUGUACAUCAGGGAAACAGGCAGCUGCUCAAAAAGGAGCAUCAGAAGGAUCCAGGAUCAGCCAUUUCAGACCAUAGUAAACCACAACCACUGAAUGAAUUGGGAGGAAGCCAUAAGAUAAGUAAACGUGCACACAGGACGAUGAACUGAGAUGAGGGCGCGUACAUGCUGCCACACACCAGGAGCACCACCGGGGGGAGGUGACCUGACAGCAGGAGGCGUUACUGGUCUGUCAAAUCUGAGAGGAAGAUCACGCCUAGCUGGCACGUCACCACCGACACCUGGUGACGGUCUGACGAAGGUGGAAGUAUC